AUGGAGUUGCUGUGCAAUGGGAGUCUAGCCACUGGUCCCAUAUACCCAAGCUCUAUGAACCUGCCUCCUGACAAGGCCCGGCUCCUGCGGCAGUAUGACAAUGAGAAGAAGUGGGAUCUGAUCUGUGAUCAGGAACGGUUCCAGGUGAAGAAUCCUCCCCACACUUAUAUCCAGAAACUCCAGAGCUUCUUGGACCCCAGUGUAACUCGGAAGAAGUUCAGGAGGAGAGUACAGGAGUCAACCAAAGUUCUGCGGGAGCUAGAGAUCUCUCUUCGCACCAAUCACAUUGGGUGGGUUCGGGAGUUUCUUAAUGAUGAAAACAAAGGCUUGGAUGUGCUGGUGGAUUAUCUGUCCUUUGCUCAGUGUUCUGUCAUGUUUGACUUUGAGGGUCUGGAGAGUGGUGAUGAUGGUGCAUUUGACAAACUCCGGUCCUGGAGCAGGUCAAUCGAGGACCUGCAGCCGCCCAGCAUCCUGUCGGCCCCCUUCACCAACAGCCUCGCUCGCUCUGCGCGCCAGUCUGUGCUCCGAUACAGCACUCUUCCUGGCCGCAGGGCCCUGAAGAACUCCCGCCUAGUGAGCCAAAAGGAUGAUGUUCACGUCUGUAUCCUUUGUCUCAGAGCCAUCAUGAACUAUCAGUAUGGCUUCAAUUUGGUCAUGUCCCAUCCCCAUGCUGUCAAUGAAAUUGCGCUCAGCCUCAACAACAAGAAUCCAAGGACCAAAGCUCUGGUCUUGGAACUCCUGGCAGCUGUGUGUUUGGUGCGAGGAGGUCAUGAAAUUAUUCUUGCUGCUUUUGACAAUUUCAAAGAGGUGUGCAAGGAGCUGCAUCGAUUUGAGAAGCUAAUGGAAUACUUCCGGAAUGAAGACAGCAACAUUGACUUCAUGGUGGCCUGCAUGCAGUUCAUCAACAUUGUGGUGCACUCAGUGGAAGACAUGAACUUCCGGGUCCACUUGCAGUAUGAGUUUACCAAGCUGGGGCUAGAGGAGUUCCUGCAGAAGUCAAGGCACACGGAGAGUGAGAAGCUGCAGGUGCAGAUUCAGGCAUAUCUGGACAACGUGUUUGAUGUUGGGGGAUUGUUAGAAGAUGCUGAAACUAAGAAUGUAGCCCUGGAGAAGGUGGAAGAGCUGGAGGAGCACGUGUCUCAUCUCACAGAAAAGCUUUUGGACCUGGAAAAUGAGAACAUGAUGCGGGUGGCUGAAUUGGAGAAGCAGCUGCUGCAGCGAGAGAAAGAGCUGGAGAGCAUCAAGGAGACAUACGAGAACACAAACCACCAGGUGCAUACCCUUCGGAGGCUCAUUAAGGAGAAGGAGGAGGCCUUCCAACGCCGAUGCCACUUGGAGCCAAGUGCCCGGGGCCUGGAGUCUGUGGGUGGAGAGGUCCUGGCCAGGAUAGGCCCUGCAGAGCUGAGUGAAGGCAUACCACCCUCUGACCUGGACCUGCUGGCUUCAGCCCCCCUGGCUGAGGAAGCCCUUCCUCUGCCCCCUCCACCAGCUCCACCUUUGCCUCCACCCCCUCCUCCAUUACCAGACAAGUGUCCCCCAGCCCCACCUCUCCCUGGUGCUGCUCCCUCAGUAGUACUGACGGUGGGCCUGUCAGCCAUUCGCAUUAAGAAACCUAUCAAGACCAAGUUCCGGCUACCAGUCUUCAACUGGACAGCACUGAAACCCAAUCAGAUCAGUGGCACUGUCUUCAGUGAACUUGAUGAUGAGAAGAUCUUGGAGGACCUGGACCUGGACAAGUUUGAAGAUUUGUUUAAGACAAAAGCCCAGGGCCCUGCUCUUGACCUCAUCUGCUCCAAAAAUAAAACAGCACAAAAGGCUGCCAGCAAGGUGACCCUCUUAGAAGCCAACCGUGCCAAGAACCUGGCCAUCACCCUACGCAAAGCUGGCCGCUCAGCUGAGGAGAUCUGCAGGGCCAUCCACACGUUUGACCUGCAGACACUACCAGUGGACUUUGUUGAGUGCCUGAUGCGCUUCCUGCCCACAGAGGCUGAGGUGAAGCUGCUGCGACAAUAUGAGCGUGAGCGGCAGCCUCUGGAAGAGCUUGCAGCAGAGGACCGCUUCAUGCUGCUCUUCAGCAAGGUGGAGCGGCUCACCCAGCGAAUGGCCGGCAUGGCCUUCUUGGGCAACUUUCAGGACAACCUGCAAAUGCUCACACCGCAACUGAAUGCCAUCAUUGCGGCCUCAGCUUCAGUCAAGUCCUCACAGAAACUGAAGCAGAUGCUGGAGAUCAUACUUGCACUGGGGAACUACAUGAACAGCAGCAAGCGAGGAGCUGUGUAUGGCUUCAAGCUCCAAAGUCUAGAUCUGCUCCUGGACACAAAGUCCACUGACCGGAAGAUGACACUUCUCCAUUUCAUCGCCUUGACAGUGAAGGAGAAAUACCCAGACCUAGCUAACUUCUGGCAUGAGCUACACUUUGUGGAGAAGGCUGCAGCAGUGUCCCUGGAGAACGUGCUGCUAGACGUGAAGGAGUUGGGCCGGGGUAUGGAGCUAAUUCGGCGCGAGUGCAGCCUUCAUGACAACAGUGUCCUUCGGAGCUUCCUCAAUACCAAUGAAGGCAAACUGGACAAGCUCCAGCGUGAUGCCAAGACAGCUGAGGAGGCCUACAAUGCAGUUGUGCGCUACUUUGGUGAGAGUCCCAAGACCACACCUCCUUCUGUAUUUUUCCCAGUAUUUGUCAGAUUCAUUCGUUCUUACAAGGAAGCAGAACAAGAGAAUGAGGCCCGGAAGAAGCAGGAGGAGGUAAUGAGGGAGAAGCAGCUGGCUCAGGAAGCCAAAAAGCUGGAUGCCAAGACUCCAUCCCAGAGGAACAAGUGGCAACAACAGGAGCUAAUUGCAGAGUUGAGGCGGCGCCAGGCUAAGGAGCACCGGCCUGUUUAUGAGGGAAAGGACGGUACCAUUGAGGACAUCAUUACAGUGCUGAAGAGUGUCCCUUUCACGGCCCGUACUGCCAAGCGGGGCUCACGCUUCUUCUGUGAUACAGCCCACCAUGAUGAAUCAAACUGUUAACCCCCAAGCCUGGGGCCCCUGACAGGCCUCCGCCACCAGCCUGUUGUUGUUCGCCACCAAGCCAGGAGUGCUGCACCAUUCAGUGUACACCCUCGGGCCCCAGGCCCCCACUGAGAGACCUGACCCUCUUGGAAGCAGAAGCACUUCAACUCUUGAGUUCUCCAAGUCUAGACAAGGAACCUGACCUGAAGCAAUGGGCCUGGCAAAAGGCUGUGCUGAACCAUUAUACACACUUGGUCUCUGGGGUCCUGGCACUUCCUUAGUGCCUCCCGUGCUGCACUUUGCCCCAUAGUCCUCAUUUCCUGGAGGGUCAUUUCUGAGCUGGGAAAAACCACUUCCAGCAUAGUCCCCCAGGCUCCUCUCCCACUAGAGUUCCAUGGGAUAAGAGAACUGUAUUCCCUCCCCCUUUCUUCCCCUUUUCUUUGGUCUAGAAGUUCCAGGCUGAGGGAGUUCUGGGGACUCUGCCAGUCUCAGAUAUCUCUUACCAAAAGCAAGGCUAUGCCAUGCCUGGGCCCUGCCACACACACUCUGCUAUCCUCUUGAGAUAAGGGUAGAGGAGCUAUGUCAGGCCCAGUGCCCUUCCCCUUGGCCCUUCCAGGCUAGGCAAACACUGUCCUUGUGAGGUAGCUGAAGAGUAGAGGUGCUCUCCUGCACUACAGCAAGGGUGUGCCAACAGCCCAUGUCCUGUCUUCAGCUAGGUGGUUUUUGGCAGGGGAUAGCACAUGGAGCAUCUUCAUAGACUAUUUUACUCAGUUCCCUAUCAGCUUCUUCUGAGCCCUUGGAAGGGAAUGCGGGGCCAUCUCUUUUUGUACAUGUACCAAUCCCUUCUCUCUUGUACAUAAACCUCAGACCUUCCUUCUCAACAAAGGCUUCAAAGCUUCAUGCUGACUAUGUCUCUUCUUUCUGAGCUUGGGAAUCUAGGGAUGGAAAGCAGAUUGGA
Dipodomys ordii (Ord's kangaroo rat) is the source of this 3949-nucleotide messenger RNA. It is a transcript of the gene Fmnl3, whose product is annotated as formin-like 3. Bases 1 to 3009 code for a protein of 1002 amino acids. NCBI's taxonomy places the organism in Eukaryota, Metazoa, Chordata, Mammalia, Rodentia, Heteromyidae. The transcript has 27 exons. The record is from RefSeq and is a predicted model, not a curated record. Gene Ontology annotation, cellular component: cytosol. Gene Ontology annotation, molecular function: actin filament binding; small GTPase binding. Gene Ontology annotation, biological process: regulation of cell shape; cell migration; cortical actin cytoskeleton organization.